AUGCAUCUCUUUCCUUUUGCCUGGAUCUCCUACUCACUUACUUCAUCACCUACUCCCUCUAUCAAAAGAACUUUGAUACUAACUCCCCUCGCCUUGACAGCAACAAUACAAAUCCCACCAUCCUCAACGCUAGCAGUAGUCAUCCCUAUCGCAACUACAGGCACUACAGACUACACUACCAUUACUUCUUGCGCAGAAAGCAUUGCUGGAUGUCCUGCUACUGCCACUGCUAGUCAAGAGCCAGUACAAACUACUAAUGCGGUUUCUGUGCUUUCGUCUGCGUUGGCGACGUUUCCUAGCAGUUUGUUGCCAAAGACGACGUAUUCUUUUGACUUCACCACGAGGACUUCGGUGGUCGGGAGUGGGAGUACUUCUGCUUCAACGUCGGCGACCAGUUCUGGAGGAUUGCAGACAUCUACGAUUGUGGUUAGUGGACAACAAACCGUGACGUUGUUGUCUAGUGGAGGAAGUUUGAUUUCGUUGUCUGCCACUUCUGCGACCUCGACUUCUGCGGCACCAAACCCGACAACGACACUUUCAACGACUUCAACGAAAUCAUCUACUUUGACGACCUUGAUCACUACUUCAACCUCAACAUCUACUUCCUCAUCAUCUUCAGCAUCUUCUUCAGCCUCUGAAUCCAGCAUCACUUCCUCCUCAACUACGCAAACAUCAACCCGCCAGUCGACAACGACUCACUCGGGUACGGCAACAAAUACAGUAAAACCUGCUACUACCACUGCUGCACCGCCUAUUAAUGCUGCUGUGAGGGAUAGUAGUCCUUCUGCAAUUCUGGGGAUGUUGGUGCUUUUUGGUGUAACAGUUGGUCUGCUGGUUUGA
Molecule: messenger RNA, 840 nt
Organism: Aureobasidium melanogenum CBS 110374
Lineage: Eukaryota; Fungi; Ascomycota; Dothideomycetes; Dothideales; Saccotheciaceae
Exons: 2
Coding region: 1-840 (279 amino acids)
Source: RefSeq, a predicted model, not a curated record